AUGUCCCCGCCAAAUAAUCGACGAGUUCUCUCUCCCUCACUACAAUGUCCUCAUUGUACCAAAGCAUUCUCUCGCCCGAGCCACCUCGAUCGGCAUCAACUAACCCAUCUCCCACCAAGCCUGAAAGCCGUCUUACCAUGUCCUCGCUGUGACAAGUCAUUUUCGAGACGCGACGUUUUGUUUCGGCAUUUGCGUGCCUCUCAUCUAAUCAAACAGCCAAACAUUAAACGAUCGAUGAGAAAGUCGUGUUAUCGUUGUGUCAUCAAAAAGCGGAAAUGCGAACGAGCACGACCCUGUGGAGGGUGUAUUGAGUCCCAGGUUCCGUGUGAGUAC
Trichoderma harzianum CBS 226.95 is the source of this 333-nucleotide messenger RNA. RefSeq lists its product as hypothetical. Gene Ontology annotation, biological process: regulation of DNA-templated transcription. The transcript has a single exon. The record is from RefSeq and is a predicted model, not a curated record. Gene Ontology annotation, molecular function: DNA-binding transcription factor activity, RNA polymerase II-specific; zinc ion binding. NCBI's taxonomy places the organism in Eukaryota, Fungi, Ascomycota, Sordariomycetes, Hypocreales, Hypocreaceae. The annotation marks the transcript as partial.